Nicotiana tabacum (common tobacco) is the source of this 432-nucleotide messenger RNA. Lineage: Eukaryota; Viridiplantae; Streptophyta; Magnoliopsida; Solanales; Solanaceae. The record is from RefSeq and is a predicted model, not a curated record.
AUGAAGCUUCCUCAAGGUCUCACAGUUGUAUCCUCUUCACAGUCUGGCUCUCCUCUGGUUUGUAGACUGCAGAAAUAUCUAUGGCUUAAGACAAGCUUCUACGCAAUGAGAUCAACUUCAUCUACUGUGUUUCUUAAUGUUUAUGUAGAUGACAUUAUUCUUACCGGUGAUGAUCCUCAAGAGAUUUCUUCUCUAAAGAUGUUCUUAGAUGAACAAUUUAAAAUCAAAGACUUAGGGUUUCGUAACUAUUUUUUGGGUAUUGAAAUCUUGUAUGAUACAUCUGGGGUGCUUCUUCAUCAUAAGAAGUUUUAUUUCGAGCUAAUCACUGAAUAUGGUUGUUCUGCUGCUUCUGUUGUAAUUUCUCCUCUUGAACUAUGUGUCAAACUUAGAUCUGAUGUUGGGGAAUUGCUACCCAAGCUUGAAUCCUAUUGA